Dreissena polymorpha is the source of this 2436-nucleotide messenger RNA. Its product is annotated as slit homolog 3 protein-like. Lineage: Eukaryota; Metazoa; Mollusca; Bivalvia; Myida; Dreissenidae. The coding region runs from base 1 to 1812 and encodes 603 amino acids. Gene Ontology annotation, molecular function: protein binding; calcium ion binding. The transcript is spliced from 17 exons. The record is from RefSeq and is a predicted model, not a curated record.
AUGGCGGGGGUGGCUGGGAUGGCGGUGGUGGCGGGGGUGGCGGUGGUUGCGGGGUGGCGGCGCUUGCGGGGGUUGCGUCAUGGUGGGUACCUUCAUAACAACCGGAUACGCACUAUUCAUCGGGCUGCGUUCAGACACUUGACUAAUCUUUAUCUAGCUAACAAUCCGCUCAUCUGCGACUGCCAGCUGCAAUGGCUCAUUGAGACAGUACAGGACAGCCAGUCCAAUCUCAGAGUAAACGGUGCCGAGUGUAGUGAGCCCGCACACCUUAAGGGACGUAACAUGGUGCACGUCACCCAAGCAGAUCUCAACUGCGACACGCAGGCAAACGAUACCAACGAAUGCGUAACUCAGCCUUGUAAGAACGGCGCCAAGUGCACUAAUCUUCAGAACACGUACUCGUGCACAUGUUCACCUGGCUGGCAAGGACACAGCUGUGAUCAGGAUAUCAACGAAUGCGUGCCCGCCCCGUGUAAGAACGGUGCCACGUGCACUAAUCUUCAAAACGCCUACUCAUGCACUUGUUCACCUGGCUGGCAAGGCUUCAAUUGUGAUCAGGACAUCAACGAAUGCGCGCCCGCCCCGUGUAAGAACGACGGCACGUGCGCUAACCUUCAAAACGCGUACUCAUGCACAUGUUCACCGGGCUGGCAAGGCAAUAACUGUGAUCAGGAUAUCAACGAAUGCGCGCCCGCCCCGUGUAAGAACGGUGCCACGUGCAGUAACCUUCAGAAUGCGUACUCGUGCACGUGUGUUCCUGGCUGGCAGGGAAAUAACUGUGACAAGGAUAUCAACGAAUGCGCAAAAGACCCGUGUAAAAACGGCACAACGUGCAUCGACCUUCAGAAUGCGUACUUAUGCACGUGUGUACACGGCUGGCAGGGAAAUAACUGUGACAAGGCAUGUCCUACCAUGAAGUUUGGCAUAAACUGUGCAUUUGACUGUGGAAACUGCCUCCACAACCUGUGUGACCAUGAGACUGGACUGUGUACCAGCGGCUGUAAGCCAGGCUUCUUAAGCACCUACUGUAGAACAGGAGGAGCAGUUUCAAAUCUGAUCACAUACUCAACAGACAAGACCAUUACUGUCUGGUGGAACCGACCAGAUGAACCCAGUGUUGGCAUUGUGGCCUACAAAUUGAUGAUAUACAAUACAUUCAUGUGUGAAAUUGUGCUGAAUGUUACAGAGAGUUAUAUAGCAAAGCCAAUGUGCUCGACAGAUAGAACCUCUAAUCAAUCCCCAAAUUCGUUGCCCCUGGCGUUAAACCAGAAGCAAAUGAAUGUAACAUUUUCCGGACUGAAACCAGAUACCAACUAUAUACUAUAUGUCAUGGCAUACACAGAGGAAGGCAUUGGGGAAAUCAAGAACAUCACUCUAAAAACACAGAUAGCAUUGCCUGUCCCAGUGGAAAAGCCUGCAGGAUUAAAUCUGUGGUUUAUAGCUCUUAUUGUUGGUAUUCUGGUGUUAAUUGUCGUGGUCCUUAUCAUGUGCUAUAAGUACCGGAAUAGAGGUGGAACCUCCCCAUUGCACACAAAUAAGAAGAAGGCAGGCAACAACCCAGAACAGGAAUUGAACGAUACUGUUUUCCAGGAUUUGGGCAGAGUUGAUGACUUUAAUGACGCUUCCAGUGAUGUGGAGACCGGUUUGAAUGCAGAGACGCGGCCUUUUAGUUGUGGCAGUGGGGAUGCAGACUGUGUAAAAGGCAGUGAAUUCGUGGAGGACGGGUCGGAUAAUAUUGAUGCGCGGCGUUUUAGUCGUGGCAGUGAGGAUGCAGACUGUGGGAAAGGAAGUGAAUUCGUGGAGGACGGAUAGGAUAAUAUUGUGCGGCCUUCGAGUUGUGGCAGGGAGGAUGCAGACUUUGGAAAAGGGAGUGAAGUCAUGAAGGACGGGUCGUUCAUCGGAUAAUACUGAGAUAUGAAGGGUUAUCAAAGAUCGAAAGCCGCAUUUGCAUAGGAUACACUGAUUUAAUCUAUUGUAAUAACUUAUUGUUUAUAUGUUUCUUUCUUUCUGUGAACUGGCACUAUGAGGGUUAUGAAAUGUUUAACAUCCUGAUAGGAGAAAAAAAGGCUUGACUAUACUUCGUUGGUAAAUAUUUUCCGUCUUCACAAUCGCAGUAAUCAAAUUUGUGAACAUCGUAAAACACGGUGAAUCGAAUGAGCUUGAUAAAGAACUUUCAUCUACAAUUAGUUGCUUUUUGGAAUACUCAAUUAUCAGGUUCUGUGGUGAGUUGAUUGGUAUCAUUAAAUUAUAUACGACAUCUUUAAAGAUAUGUGCAUGUUUUAAUUUCCAUUUCUUUUUAAACUUACAGAACCUAAUUUUAAAUAAAGCAAAUGAUUGGACUCGAAUGUGUUGAUCUUGUUCAUACAAUUUCACAUAAUGAGAUUUCGAAUUUGUGAAUAACAUGACUGUUAUGUAUGUUUACCUAGUAACAGGUCU